This is a messenger RNA of Glycine soja, 2837 nucleotides long. RefSeq names its product F-box/kelch-repeat protein At3g23880-like. The transcript is spliced from 2 exons. NCBI's taxonomy places the organism in Eukaryota, Viridiplantae, Streptophyta, Magnoliopsida, Fabales, Fabaceae. The record is from RefSeq and is a predicted model, not a curated record. Bases 89 to 1303 code for a protein of 404 amino acids. Gene Ontology annotation, molecular function: protein binding.
AUCCGUUAAUAUUGAUGAGGUUUAAUAGGAACAAGCAAUUGGAGUUACGUUAAGCGCGGUGGAUUUAGUCCAAGAGCGGAUAAGGAGAAUGAAGAAGCACACUCAGACUCUCCCUCUGGAGUUGAUCAGAGAAGUUCUUCUGAGAUUGCCGGUGAGAUCCGUUCUGCGUUUCAGGUGUGUUUGUAAGUCAUGGCUUUCUCUGAUCUCCGAUCCCCAAUUUCGCAUUUCCCACUAUGACCUAGCUGCAGCACCCACCCAUCGACUUCUUCUCAGAUCUAAUAAUUUUUACAUCGAAUCCGUUGAUAUAGAGGCAGAGCUUGAGAAAGACUCAAGUGCAGUGCAUUUGAUUCUCCCCCCUUCAUCACCCCCACGCCAUCGCUUCGAAUAUGACUAUUAUGCUGACUCUCACGAUAAGCCUGAUAUUUUGGGAUCAUGCAGAGGCCUCAUACUUUUAUACUACCCGAGAAACAGUGAUCACAUUAUAUGGAAUCCGUCAUUAGGUGUCCAAAAACGAUUACCAUACUUAGCAUAUGAUGUAACCUUUUGUCCUCUAUAUGGCUUUGGGUAUGACCCUUCAACUGAUGACUACUUGCUAAUCGUGAUUGGAUUGCACGACUCUGAACAUUAUAAGUAUGACACUGAUGGGUCUGAAGAUGAUGAGUGCAAAGGAAAAUGCCAGAUUUUCUCCUUUAAAACCGAUUCAUGGUACAUUGUGGAUAUUUUCGUUCCCUAUAAGGAUCUCGGCGGUAAAUUCAGAGCUGGGUCGCUCUUUGGUGACAUACUUCAUUGGUUGGUUUUCUCCAAGGAUAAAAAGGUUCCUGUCAUUCUUGCCUUUGAUCUGGUGCAAAGGAGUUUUUCGGAGAUUCCUCUCUUUGAUAAUUUCGCUAUGGAGAAAUAUGAAGUUGAUAGCUUGAGAAGGGUAAUGGGAGGAUGUCUCAGUGUGUCUUGCUCGGUCCAUGACGGUGCAACGGAUGAAAUAUGGGUGAUGAAAGAAUAUAAAGUGCAGUCAUCUUGGACCCGGUCCGUUGUUAUCCCUAGUAGUGGCUUUUCCCCCAUAUGCAUCAACAAAGAUGGUGGAAUUCUUGGAUCAAAUAUUUGUGGAAGACUAGAGAAACUUAAUGACAAAGGAGAACUGCUUGAGCAUCUCAUUUAUGGUGGAGAACAAUGUUUGUGCUCUGCCAGACUACAGUCUGCUGUGUAUAGAGAAAGUCUAUUGUCGCUCCACAGUGUCAUUGGGGUAACAAGGAUUGGGGUAACAAGGAAAGACGACCAUGGGGAAACAACUGAACAUGACCAACAGUAACAAACAAGAAAAAUCAGGGCCACAAAAUAUGCAAGAAUCUAUAUAGUAUCUUGAUGUCACUUUCCUAUCAAUGGUGAGACUGCUAGUAGAAAGCAUAGCACUUGGAAGAGAAUCACUUAUAUUAUAUAUGAUAAUAAUCUAGUGUUAGUGUAGAACUAGUGUCAGUUUCAUUGUUUAUUUCAGUAAAGUUGGAGUAUCAACAAACUUUAUAAUUGAACUUCGUUUCAGAGUAGGAGUUGGCAAAUCCUUGUUGGCGUUAUACAUGCAAUUUGGUGCCUUUAUCUUUUUUCCUCUUAAUAUUAUUAUGUUUGCAAUUUAUUUGUUUCUUUUAUGCUCUUUUACAUAGGUUUUUUUAUUCUAAACCUACUUAUAUAAUUUUUUUUUACAGUAUUUAGUUGCCUUUUUUCAGUAAAAACACUGUUUUUCACAAGUUAAUGUGCUGUUGAUACUUCUAACAUGAAUUUGUGGAAUUGUCGGUGUUCUUAAUCACCUGGGAGCUAAUACAAGGAGUUAAGGUGAAAGGGUUCAUAACUAAUCAAGUUGUGAUAUAUACUGAUCUGGUGUGCACAGUUGACCUGUCCGCGUCUUGAUUCAGUGUUGAAAAGGGUUCUGUCAUACCUUAAUGGUAUCCCUAAAGGUACUUUGAUUGCCUAUAAAAUAGAGCUUAUGCAGAAUUUGCUUAUAUUUCUAUUCAUUUUUUUCCCUGCCACAAUUAUGUUUAGCUGCAUGAUCAAUAUGUGGGGGAUAGAAUGCGAUUGAUCCAUAAUUUAUAGUCAUAUGGUUACAAUUAGCAAACUUGUUUUCUAAUAUUUGGUCUCCUUGAUAUAAGUGAAACAUAAAUAUCAAGAACACUUUGUCCCAUCGAAGUCUCACCGCAUCUUCCAUACAUUGUUAUGAGGGUCACCCCUUCUUAGGAUAUAGCCAUGAAGCAAAGUUCCUUGUUCUAUUGCAGCAAGACUUGUACAAGCUUGAAGUGUGCUACCAUUGUAACUGAAUCACAGUCCUCAAGCAUCAUUAGCUGAAACAGUUCCAGUGCUUUCAUAGGCAUCCACAUUUCAUUCUUUGCAUAGCAUGCAAUGGUAGUGCUCCAAGAGACAAAGUUCUUAGCAAGCAUUGCACAAAACACAUAUGAUAGACUGCUUCAUAGCAUAUACAUCCAGCAGAGUUGUCAUAACACGAUUAUUUGCAUCAUAGCCAUGUUGCAGAAUAUUUAGUAUGAAUCUCCUUACGCUUCUGGGGAGGGCAGACUGUCAGCUCUGAAACAACUCAAGCCUUAUACUUUAUGUGAACCUAUCUGAUGGGAUCCCAAUCCAAUUCCAGACAUAUAUGGGGUUCUUUCCCAAGUUUCAUCAUAACUUGCAAGCAUGAUGAAUAGACCCAAUCUCAUAAUAUGUUAACUGUUUAGUACUUUAGAUACUGAACAGUGUACUUCAGUCCAGUCCUUUUUUCUAAUGCAAACGUCUAGUACUUUUUGAGCUCCGAAACAAUGUUCUGUUGUUCUGUCUGUUAAAAUGUAGCAGUACGUGUUUGUCAA